Molecule: messenger RNA, 4317 nt
Organism: Elaeis guineensis (African oil palm)
Lineage: Eukaryota; Viridiplantae; Streptophyta; Magnoliopsida; Arecales; Arecaceae
Source: RefSeq, a predicted model, not a curated record
CUUCCUCCGGAACUCUAUUUAAAUGGCCCUAAAGACUUCACCAUUACGGAAAUAUUUUCCACCUCUGCACCACCGCACAAGCCCUCAGAUCCAUCAAUGGUGGUGGCCUCUUAGCUUUCCUCCUCUGCUUGCUCUCUUUCCCCCUCCCUCCGCUUGAAGACAAAAGCAGCAAAAAAAAAAAAAAAAAAAGGUUUCUUUAUUUUCAAGUUUUGAAACCUCAGAGGACAGCCUUCGGUUUAGCCUUUCUUAGUGGUGGUGUGAGAAGAUUUGACAUUGCCGAUUCUCCCGGGAAUCCACGAGGGAGGGUUCUUGGGAUCGGGGUGACGAAGUUAAGGCGUUUUCCAAUUCGAGCAAUCAGGGUUUUGUUAAGUGUCUUAUUCUUAUUAGGGUUUUGACUCUUUUUUAAAACUUAUUUCCAUUCAAUUAUUUAAUAUUUCACCCGGUCGUUUAUUUUUUAUUAUUUAUUUAUUUUUUUUGCGCUUUUUGUUCGGUUCUCUUCACAUAUCUGAAGUUAAAGAUCUCUGUUUUCUUUGUUUUUAUUAGCUGGUUGGCGUCCACCCCCUCCCCCUCCCCCCGGUUCUAACGUAAUAUUCUGCAAGCUGUUCAAUCUUUAUUCUGCAGUGCGUCCAUCCAAUUUCAAGGAAGCAAGAAAGUUAGGAUUUCUCUAGAUACAUUUUUAGAACUGAACCGAGAGAAAGCAGGAAAAAGAGAGAGAGAGAGAGAUCUUUUGUUCUUUCUUAGAAUAAGGAUAAAAGUAAAGUUGGAUUUGAAGCGAGAGCACAAGGCGGGAAGGCAUUUUGCGAGUCGUUUCUUCCCCCCGAUUCCUCGCCUCCAAAACCGGCUUUUAAUGGUGUCGGAGGUGGGCAAACGUAUGAGAAGUUGCGAAGAUAGUCACCACCAAAGGUUACCGAACUCUCAUUUCAAUUUGGUGCAAGCGAUACCUGAAUGAACGCCAGCUUUUGGGAGUUAUCUCUGCAAUCUUUAGGCGGAUUUCUGGUUUUGACUUGUUGAGACUUUCUUGUUUCAAAGAUUCUCAUUGCCUCCCAAAUAUCGGAGUUUAUUUGGAGAAUUAAGUUCGUCUCUCUUCCUUAAUGGUGCUCACUGCUCUGAGGUUAUCUUAACAAGGGAACAAGCAAAGACAUUGCCGUCGCUUAUACAGAUUAGGAAGUUCUAAAUUUUUGAUCCUUUUCUUAUCAUUACCUAGAAAAUCAAGACAGUCCUGCUUUUGCACCCGAACUCCUCGGAUGGGUUUAUUUCGGAGUACGAGUAUGAGAAGUGGGGACUACUUGGAAGGGAUGAUCGACGAUUAUGUUGCCGGAAAAGCUAAUAAGAUGAGGGCUCCUAAGAGUCCUUCUCGCCUGGUUGCUGCUCUCACCUGUCUUCAAUUUGCCUUUGCACUGUAUGCUACCUUUCUUCUCUACUACAUGAGCCCUUCUGUAGAUCUACGCACCAAACCAGACUUCUCAUGGGCCACCCGCAUUGCCCAACACUGGAAACAAUUCAUCGCACAGCCCCACACGCUCUCAAGCAUGCAAGAGAACCCUGUCGCCAUCUCCCCCUCUGUGGUGUGUGAGCACGAGCAAAUCGAUUUCUUACAGAAGAAAUCAGAUGAUGCACUAAUGAGAAGGCUCAAGAAGGAGCUUUACGAUGAAGUAUUGGAGUUUCAGAAGAAAAAUUCAGGGACGGAAACACUUGCUGAGCUCAUGAGGAUGGAAUCCAAAUGGAGUCCACGCGGUCCUAACAUCCCAAAGAUCACUGUAAUUUUGAACCAUUUCAAGAGGAAGACACUUUGUGCUCAGCUUGAUUCGCUGCUGAAUCAGACGUUGCCUUUCCACCAUGUCUGGGUCCUUUCUUUUGGGAGUCCCAAUGAGCUAUCACUGAAAAGAAUUGUCGAGGGUUACAACAAUCCAAGGAUCAGCUUCAUCAGUUCAAGCUAUGAUUUCAAGUAUUAUGGAAGGUUUCAGAUGGCCCUACAGACAGAAGCUGAUUUCGUUUACAUUCUCGAUGAUGAUAUGAUCCCUGGGAAGAAGAUGCUAGAGAUCUUGGCUCAUGUAGGAGGGACGGAGAAGUACAAGAAUUCUGUUUUGGGGAGUAUUGGAAGAAUUUUACCUUUCAGGCAGAAGGACUUCACUUUUCCAAGUUACAGAAAGUUCCGGUCGAAGGAGGCGGGGUUGUAUUUGCCUGAUCCUGCCUAUGACAUCACCAUUGAGAGAAUUGUGCAGGUGGACUUCUUGUCAAGUUCAUGGUUCCUAUCUGCAGAACUUGUCAAGGCAUUGUUUAUAGAGACCCCCGUUACCUUUAUGACUGGUGAAGAUCUGCAUCUCAGCUAUCAGCUUCAGAAGUACAGAAAUGCCGGCUCAUAUGUGUUGCCCGUUGAUCCAAAUGACAAGGAAACAUGGGGAGACAGCGAGCACAGGCUUGCUUAUGUCUCUGAGACCACAGUAAUUUUCAAGGACGUCGUCCGGGUCCGAGAUGAUCAAUGGUGGCGGGCCCUCUCUAGCGGUUAUGUUACUCAGUGGGCGGCAAUGCACCCUCAGAAAAUAGAUGCUCUUUUCUAUGCUCAUUCUCCUGAUGAAGUGAGGGCCCUCGCUCCUCUUCUCGAAAAAUUCCGUUCGACUGUAGGGAGGAAGGCUUACAUUGCUGUUUCUGGUGGUAGUUUUUGUCCCUGUGAAGAAGCUACGACUGUUCUCGAGUGGCCAAAGGUUGUCUGCAAGGAAAGGCGAUUCAAGAUCUUUGACCUAGGAAUUGGAGCAAUUUCAGGAGGAUCAAACUCAGAGGUCCCAGUGUUGCAAGCUGUCUACUCCAGCAUAAAAGGACUCGUCAAAAUUCACAACCCCAGUUUGCUGAUCACAGUUGCUGAUAUAGAUAUAAAUAUAAAGAACGCACUGAAGAUGGCGGCAGAGAGCAGUACAAAUCGCACUGCGCUGGUUCUUUUGCCUAGGCCUGUUAUUCCCAAGGUCCUCUGGAUGGCAAAUUUACGACCAACAGCACUGCCAAAUUGGAACCGGAUGCGAAUCUCUGUGAACAUCAUCACCCAAAACCGUGCAUCUUCUCUCCAGAGACUUCUUCGAUCUCUCCAGAAUGCCCACUAUCUUGGUGAUGAGGUCCCUCUGAGUUUCAACAUGGACAGCAAGGUUGAUGAGGCGACUCUUAAAAUUGUUGAAUCCUUAGAAUGGGCCCAGGGACCCAAAUUCGUACGGAGGCGUAUCAUCCAAGGUGGGCUGAUUCGAGCUGUGAGUGAGAGCUUCUAUCCUUCCUCUGACGAUGACUUCGGACUCCUGCUAGAAGAUGACAUCGAGGUGUCUCCUUACUACUACCUUUGGAUCAAGUAUGCACUCUUGGCCUACCACUACGACCCCCAAGUCUCUCUCCCAGAGCUCUCUUCCAUCUCUCUAUACACCCCGCGCCUCAUCGAGGUAGUAAAAGAAAGGCCCAAAUGGAACGCGACCGAGUUCUUCAAGAGUAUCCAUCCGAACACACCAUAUCUCCACCAGCUCCCUUGCAGUUGGGGGGCGGUGUUCUUCCCAAAGCACUGGAGAGAAUUCUACGCUUACAUGAGCUCAAGGUUCACCCAAGAUGCUAAGCAGAAUCCAGUUCAAAUUCCAAAGUCCAGGACUAACGGGUGGCAAGCUUCAUGGAAGAAGUUUCUUAUUGACAUGAUGUACCUACGAGGUUACGUUAGUUUGUUUCCAAACUUCCCCAACCAAACAAGCUUUUCGACGAACCACAUGGAGCCCGGUGCGCACAUCAGCGCGAAGGACAAUGCGCUGAAGCAUGACAAGGUGGAUUUUGAGGUACCGUUGAUGAAGGAUGAUUUCACGAGGCUCUUGCCAGCAGGGAAGUUGCCUCCAGCUUCCAAGUUGCCGAUACUAAACUUGUUCAACCAAGCAGUCUCUUUGAAAGGCCUCAAGGCAGCAGGGGCGAAGCUUGGGCAGGAUGUGAUCGGCUGCGAUGAAGCAGAGAUUGUCGUCGUUGAUCAUAGCACUGGAUUGCCAAGGAACUGCACAAAAUUCUGAGUUAUGAAUUUUUUUCUCCCCUUUUUUUCAACUAUAAAAAGGUACAUGAUGUAUUUUUUACUAUAACUCUUAUUUCUUGUUUCUGUUUUUAGGAUGGGGAAAAUCUAAUUGUAUUUAGAUGGCAAAAGCUUGUCAGGAAAAAGAAUGGCAGGACGUGUUGUCGUCUUCAAUACUGUGUACUACUGGAAUAUUGUUUGGUCGAAAUGGGAUAACUCAUCUUCUAAUUAUUGCUCCUGGUUUCUGAAGACCCUGGAAUGAAGGGUAUUUCUUAAUCAAUGCAGCCAAAAGUGGCUUAUAUUUA